UUGCAAAGACGCCCCCAAAAGGCCAAAACAGGAAGCUCGAGCCCUAGAACCGCGACGAGAACCAAUGGACUCAGGGGGCGGAGGAGGGGGGUCUCACAAGGCCGCGUCGGGCUCCGCGCCGUCGGUGGCGGCGGCGGCGGCGGCCCCGAACCCCACGGCGAUGCUCUCGGCCCUGAUGGGCAAGCGCGCCAAGCUCCAGGAGGAGGUCCGCUCCAUCGAGCGGCAGGUUUAUGAUAUGGAGACCACCUACCUGCAAGAGUCUAAUCAAUUUGGAAGCGUGCUGAAGGGUUUUGAAUCAUUCUUGUCAUCAUCAAAAAACACUGCUAACCUCAAGCGGUCCAGGAAGUUUCAGGUUGAUGAGAGGCUAUUCUCUCUGUCAUCAGUUACUUCUCCAGCGGUUGAAGAACAACUGGCUGCACGAGACGAGGCAAGAGAAUAUGCAGGUCGUUCGAAGGGCGCAAGCACUCCAGCUAAUGGCCAAGGGAAACCAAAGAAGGGAGGGCGUCCUGGAGGAAGAGACGGAAAGAGAAUACGCCCAUCGAAUGAUCCAGACUUGGACGACGAAGAUGACUACUAACCCUUGCAUGUUUCAGGCAUCUUUUAACUUUGUGUCUGCGUCUAGUUCCGUCUUUAUGUGUUGUUGCCUUUUAGGCUUUAGCCUUGUUCUCUUGCAAAUCCAAACCAGCGCUGAGGAAUCUCCUGUAUUACGUUCCCAGCUCAUCUACUUGCUUGAGCGUGCAAGUGCUUUUUCCAUGCUUUUUUUCGUUUUGCCCAAUGUAACAUAAGGUAGCAGCAAGUUAAUUAGAUGGUGAAAAGUUGUGUGGACAUUAUUCUAUUUCUUAUAAACUAGUGUCAAUAACGUUCUUAUAUUA
Hordeum vulgare subsp. vulgare (domesticated barley) is the source of this 872-nucleotide messenger RNA. RefSeq names its product chromatin modification-related protein MEAF6. The coding region runs from base 65 to 577 and encodes 170 amino acids. NCBI's taxonomy places the organism in Eukaryota, Viridiplantae, Streptophyta, Magnoliopsida, Poales, Poaceae. Gene Ontology annotation, cellular component: histone acetyltransferase complex. The record is from RefSeq and is a predicted model, not a curated record. The transcript is spliced from 6 exons.